AUGAAAGUCCUGAAAUUCAACCACUUUAAUGCCAAACCGACCGACUUCAUCACCUUCAUGGAGAACGGACUAAGAAACUGCUCGUUACCCGAAGACAGAAGAGAAGCAAUUAGGAUCAAAAUAUGCCAACAGCUCAAGCAACGGAAGCAGUCGCAGUUGAUCCCUGAUAUCGAAAUGAAAGCAUUGAAAUCGCUGAAAAACGGUUACAACAUCCUCAUUCUUACGGCAGAUAAAGUCAAUGCAAUCGCACUGUUGGACAAAACAGAAUACACAAAGAAGAUAAGACAACUCAUCGAAGACAAAGAAACUUAUCAACUACUCAACGGGAAUCCCGUAAAGGAGCUGAGAAAUCAACUAACUAAAUCAUUUUCCACUCUUAAGAAAAACAAGAAACAAACAGAUGAAGAAUAUAGACCAGUCAAACCCACAGAAGGUCUGACUAUAUGGUUCUAUGGACUACCGAAAGUGUACAAACCCCAUGUACCACUACGACUCAUUGUUGCACCCACAAAAGCACCCAACUACAAUCUCGCAAGAACGAAACUUUCCGUGGACGAAAUGGCAAAACUCGUAGAAAUCUGUAUGGAAACCUAUUUCCAAUUCGACGGUAAGGUAAACCAGCAGAUACGAGGAACUCCACUGGGUUCUCCAUUCACAGGACAGCUUGCGGAUGCGGUUAUGAAACAAUUCGGAACCAAAGCCUUUGAAAUUCUACAACCUCGUCUGUGGAUACGGUAUGUGGACGAUACUUUCGUCGUACUCAGAGCCUCCACGGUAGAUCAGUUCCACCAAAUGAUCAACGAGCAAGUGCCCGGUAUCAACUUCACGCGAGAGGAAUAA
Echinostoma caproni is the source of this 840-nucleotide messenger RNA. NCBI's taxonomy places the organism in Eukaryota, Metazoa, Platyhelminthes, Trematoda, Plagiorchiida, Echinostomatidae. The record is from the annotation of a GenBank genome assembly.